Linum tenue is the source of this 3765-nucleotide messenger RNA. The record is from the annotation of a GenBank genome assembly. Lineage: Eukaryota; Viridiplantae; Streptophyta; Magnoliopsida; Malpighiales; Linaceae.
ACUUACCAACCAUAAACAAUAAUAGCAAAAAGAUAGAUAACCAAAUCUCCCGUACAAAGGGGGAAAGAGAUCCGACUAAUCACAAUCUCCACCUAACUACACUCCUUAGCUUCCUCCUCUAAUGGCCAACGAUGAAGAAACCAUCUCAGAACCAGCUGCAGAUCACGAUGCCAGCACUAAUAUCAAUGGGAUCGCCGCCGCCGGUUGUGAAGAAGGAGGAGCAGAAGAAGAAAUCGCCGUGGCAGUACCGGAUGACGACGGCGGCGGCAAUAAUGGAAAUCGGCGGUUCAGCAGGCGCGAGAUCGUCGGGGAGAUGAAGAAGCAGGCGGGGCUAGCGGGCCCACUCGUGUCGUUCAAUUUCCUGACGUAUCUGUUACAAGUGAUCUCCGUGAUGUUCGUCGGCCACCUCGGCGAGUUGCCCCUCGCCGGCGCUUCCCUCGCCACUUCUUUCGCUUCCGUCACCAGCUUGACUCUCUUGAGAGGAAUGGCGAGUGCACUGGAGACGCUAUGCGGGCAAUCCUACGGCGCCAAGCAGUACCACGCCCUCGGCAUCCACCUCCAGCGCGCCAUGAUCGUCCUCCUCCUCGCCGCCGUCCCGCUCUCCCUCCUCUCCUUCUUCGCCGGCGACAUCCUCCUCCUCCUCCGCCAGGACCCAGAAAUCUCCGCCGAGGCCGGGCGGUACGCGAAAUUCAUCAUCCCGACCAUCUUCGGGUUCGCCGUCCUCGAGUCCCACGUCCGCUUCCUGCAGUCCCAAAACAACGUGGUCCCCCUCAUGGUCACGACCGGAGCCACCACGCUGCUCCACGUGUUGCUCUGCUGGGCGCUGGUGUUCAAGUCCGGGCUCGGGUACCGAGGGGCCGCGCUGGCAAAUGCGGUGUCGUAUUGGGUGGAUGCGGUGUCGCUGUUCGUGUACGUGAGGGUGGCGGAUUCGUGUAAGAGGACGUGGAGGGGUUGGUCGAAGGAGGCGUGGAGUGGGAUUCCUGGGUUUGUGAGGCUGGCGGUUCCGUCGGCUGUGAUGCUGAGCUUGGAGGUUUGGUCGUUUGAGAUGAUGGUUCUGCUCGGCGGGUUGCUUCCCGAUCCCAAGCUCGAGACCUCCGUUCUCUCCAUCAGCUUCAACAUAUCUGCUAUGAUUUACAUGCUACCGCUUGGGAUUGGAGCUGCAGUGAGCACGAGGGUGUCGAACGAGCUCGGGAACGGGAGGCCGAGGGCAGCUCGCCUCGCCGUCUGCGUCGCGUUCGCCAUGGUGACGGUGGAAGCGAUCUCGGUCGGGAUCGUGUUGGUCGCCGGCCGGAAUGUUUGGGGUCACCUGUACAGCAAGGAAAAUAGAGUGGUGAGAUACGUGGGAGAGAUACUGUUGCUGACGGCAGGUUUCCACUUGUUCGAUGCCGUUCAGUCUGUGUUUUCUGGGACUUGGAGGGGAUGUGGAAGGCAGAAGCUGGGUGCUUUUGUGAAUCUUGGUGCUUACUAUCUGCUGGGAGUUCCAUGCUCCAUUGUCCUGGCUUUUGUCUACCAUAAGGGAGGGAAGGGUCUUUGGAUAGGGCUCACUGUGGCAGUGUUUUCCCAAGCAAUGUUGAUGGGUAUAUUGACAGUCAGAACUAAUUGGGAGAAAGAGAGAGUUCAAGGGAUUGCGGUCGAACCCGAGCCCAACUGGAGCUUCGAGUCUCUGUUGUCGGAGCUUGAUUCGCUCGAGAAGAAGCUUAGUUCGUCGGCCAAUUUCCCGGUACCCUUUACUAAAAAUCAAUCUCGGGGAUAUCCAAAUGGGAAAACUGUGGAGAGGCUUUCAGUGGCAUUCUCCAUGAGAAUAUCUGAGGAGGAGCUGGAAGUUUCUGAUGGCGAGGAGGAUGAUAGUCGAGCUUUAGUAGUGGCGAAACGGUUCAAUUUAGAUGAUGUUGAUGCAAGAGAGAAUGAUGAAUCUGAUCAGGAGUUUGGUGCUCUUGAUGUUCAACCCUAUCUAAUGGAUGAAGUUGGGUUGGUAGAAGCUGCGUUGUUUGAGCGGAUUCAUGAACAUCAACUUGAAGUAAAGGAGGGGAUUAGAAGCCAACUAUCGACAUUGGAGUUGGAUUUAAUAAGCAAAAAUCAAAAGGAUGCUUCAGCAUUUGCUCGUAUAGACAAGUAUAGUGAAGCGAGAAGGGAAACAGACCGGAAGCUCGACACCUUGUACCAGCGUAACAUUGCAGAAGCACUAGAUGAUCACUUGACUGCUAUCCAGCGGGAUCAUGAAAUCAAGUCCCAGAUGGAAGAAAGAAGAAUAAGGAUUGAUGCAGAAGAGGCAAAGAGAAAGGAAAAGGCUGUUCAAGAAGAGAGACUACGUCAAGAAAGAGCCAGAGAAGAAGCCGAGGCUAAACGUAGAGCUGAGGAAGCUAGAAUAGCUGCACUAGAAGCAGAGAAGAAAGCAAAAGAGGAAGCAGCUAAAAGGGAAGCUUUGAAAACUGUUGUCUCAUCUGAGCAGACUAAUGCCACUGCAGUUAAUACACCUCCAAAUCAGGAUUCACAGUCCCAGGCAUCAAAAUCCAAUACCACAAAAGCAUCACAGUCUGCAGGUGAUAUUGUGAGAGCUUCUGCUUCAGCUCUUUCUCUGGAACAGGGAAGGCUGCAGAAGCUUAGAGAGCUUGAAGACCAAAAUCAGUCUCUCAUGUCAAUGUCCAAUAUGAACCUUGGCCAGCAUACCCGGCCAAUUGGUAGACUGAUAAGACAGAUAAGGGGGAUAGAAGAAAACGUAAGAACAAAAGCAAGUGAACUUCUAAAGAUCUUCAAGAAUCCUGCAUGCCCAGAGUCCAUCACCAUUGCAGCAUUUGCGAAGAAGGCUGUUGAACAUUGUGAAAACCCUGACAAUGCCGCUUUUGCAUCUGCUCAAGUAAUAGUUCUCAUCACUUCACAGGUCCCAUAUGCAAUGGAUCUGAUAUUGGCCGAGUUCCAUAAAGCUUGUAUAUACACUGUCCCGAAGCAUAUAGCAUACUCAAAGGCUGCGUUCAGCUCUAAAGAGGCUUAUUACAAAGAACAGCUUGGGUUUAAGGAAGAUGGCGGGCAACUCGAGAGUGUCAAAGAUUACUUAAAACGCAUGGAAGCUUACAUGAGAUUGUACGGAGCUCUGGUUCAGACUGAAACAGUCCGUGGUAUCGAGAACCCUCACGGCCCAGCAGCAGGCUGGUCGUGGCUCGCCAGAUUUCUAAACGCUCUCCCAGCCAAUUCAUUCACCGCAGUAGCACUGAAUGCAUUCCUCCAAACAGCUGGGUUUGUUCUGUAUAGGAAGUACAAGUCCCAGUUUGCGAAGCUGCUGCACAUGGUCUCGAGUCACUUCCUGAACGCGCUGAAAACUCGCAAUGAUCCUGACCUAAGGCCUAUAAUCACGGAGAUCGAGUCGUACAUUCAAGACAAGAGUUUCCUAAAAGAGCCAGAAGGGAGGAGGAUGGAAGGGAAGCCCUUGCUCUCGAGCCAAAUGCCUUCUGAACCCGAGUACAACCAGUACAACCAAUACAACAACACUUACCGGCGUUAAACAUCAUAAUCUGUCAUUGUCCUGAAGGUGGAGAAACCUCAUCGUGAUGUCUUGGCUUGAUGUACUCUCCCUGUUUAAGGAAUGCUGCGGUGGUUUCAUAUUUUUUUUCUUUAUAAGCUUGGCUCAAUGCCAUGGACCAUCGAAUAAAACUGAUUAGAGCUAUAGUAACAAAAUGGACAUGAUUACGGUUCUUUCAUCUCAUCUAAAAUUCUGUCAAAUAUUUUGCCAAUUUUUCACUUCGUUAAGAAAAUUGAAUAAAAAACAAAUAA